AAAGAAAAAUAAAACGACGGCUCAACCCACGUUGAAAAAAAGUAAAAACAAAGUCAUCGCUAAGCCUACAACGACUGGAAAAAAGACGAAAGGUGAGAGCAAAGACAAGCACCAUGUUAUUUCGAGUAGAUCCAUCCCAUCCUAGUUGCUCACAUGGUCAUCUUUUCGUCAUCGAAAGGCAGUGUAAAGAAAGCGCUCAAGAAAGUUCCAUUUGAAGAAAAGGAAACAUCACCAGCAGCCAAUGACUCUGACAAUGAAAAAGUAGACGACAUUUUCAAAAAAUGGCAGCAGCCAAUGGACCAUGAUGAUGAUGGUGCAUCGGAAGCAUCAGCAAGUGAACACAUGGAAGUGGAUGAAAGCGAAGACGAGGAAGAAAUGAUGAAAAGAUUCCAACAGGAAAUGGAUCGCAGCGACGAUGACGAUGAUAAUGACCAUGAUGCCGAAGAGGAGGACAAAGAGGAUGUGGAAGACAUAGAACAAGACAUUGAACAAUAUAAGAAAGAUUUGGAAGCAUUGAAGGAUACAGAUCCAGAGUUCUACAAGUAUUUGGAAAAGGAAGAUAAAGAGCUGUUAGAGUUCGACGAAGGUGUCGAUGAUAUGGCCGAUUCAGAAGAAGAAAUUCCAUCGGAUAUCGAAGAGGAACCCGCUGAUGUUGAGGAUGUCGAAUUCAGUGCUUCCGUCCCUGCAUUAUCCAAGACCAUGUUGAAUGAGUGGAUCGAUUCAAUCAAAACAAAUAAGGAUUUCAAAGCAUUCAAAAAGUUAUUGCAGGCAUUCAAGACGGCAGCAAGAAUGUCUGAGGAGGACGAGGAAGAAAUGAACUUUAGCUAUAAAAUUGAAGACCCUGCAGUCUUUUCAAAGGUGAUUAUUUCUGCACUUCGAUAUGCACCGGUCGUUUUUGCACAUCAUCUCAAGCCCAAGAAAGAAGGCGGCUCACCCAUGACCUCGGGCCGCUGGUCCUUCUUCAAGACCUAUGUCAAAACCUAUUUAAACAACUUGCUGCAUCUUUUAAGAAACCUCACGGAUGCCGAUAUGAUACGUCUGGCCAUCCGCGAAGCAGAAAAAUGUACCCACCUUUUUGUCUGUUACGAUCGACUUUCGAAAGAAUAUCUCAAGGCCCUCUUACACGCCUGGGCCAGUCCAACCUCCGCUGAUAUGGUUCGUGUCCAAGCCUUUUUAAGUAUCAAAUCUUUAGCCGUUGCGCCAGUACCUGCUGCGAACAAAUAUGGAGCGAAAGGAUAUCUCGAUAUGUGUCUAAAGAAUGUGUAUUUAACGUAUGUCAAGAACUGUAAAAACACCAACAUGCACACUCUACCUGUGAUCAACAUGAUGCGAAACUUGGCCGUUCAGCUCUACGGUAUCCAUCCCACCUUGAGUUACCAACAAGCCUUUGUAUAUAUCCGUCAAUUAGCCAUUUAUUUGAGACAAGCGAUGAAGGUGCACUCCCAAAAGAAUCACAACAUGGUCUACAACUGGCAAUACAUUCAUUGUAUCGAUUUUUGGGUGGAUGUCCUCAAUGCUUACGCCACCGCUCGCAUGGUCGAUGCCGCGACGGGUGAGCCAGUCGGCGACUCCCCUUUGAAGCCUCUGAUCUAUCCUUUAUGUCAAGUCGCUGUGGGUGUCAUGCAACUGAUUCCCACCGCUCAAUUCUACCCGCUUCGUUUCCAUUUAUUACGUACAAUGACCUCGCUCAUCCAUCAUACAAAUACCUAUAUUCCUUUGGCGAAUUUUGUCAUUGAGGUGAUGGAGAGUAAAGUAGCCAUGGACAUGGCCAAAAAGACAGAUGCGGGCAACCCUACCGAUUGGGAUUUGGUGUUGAGAGUCAACAAGAAAAUCCUCCAUAGCCGUAUGUACCAAGACGAAGUGCUAGAACAAUGCGCCAAGGCUCUGAGCCAAUUUUACAAAGAAUUUUACAGUCAAUCUGGGUUCCGCGAAAUGGUCGAUCCCGAUAUCAUUACUAUCCGAAGAUUCCUGAAAAAAUCAAAAGCGUCUCUCAAAGGCAAAGAGAAGCUCAAGGCCCUAGUGAAAGAGCUGGAAAAUGUAACAAAAACUGCUAAAAAUACCAUUGAAACUGAACAAUAAAUCAAUGUAUAUAUAAUCCACAAAUCAAAAACUGAAUAAACCAAGC
Molecule: messenger RNA, 2125 nt
Organism: Mycotypha africana
Lineage: Eukaryota; Fungi; Mucoromycota; Mucoromycetes; Mucorales; Mycotyphaceae
Product: Noc2p family-domain-containing protein
Exons: 6
Coding region: 154-2079 (641 amino acids)
Biological process (GO): ribosomal large subunit biogenesis
Cellular component (GO): Noc2p-Noc3p complex; nucleoplasm; nucleolus
Source: RefSeq, a predicted model, not a curated record